AUGCAGCAGAUCGUUGGACAGGCGAGAGCCGCCUUCAACUCAGGCCGGUGCCGCUCGCUGGAGUUCAGGAUGCAGCAGCUGAAGGCCCUGGAGCGGAUGGUGCAGGAGAAGGAGAAGGAGAUCCUGGCAGCCAUCAGGGUGGAUCUGCACAAGUGUGGGCCCAGCGCAUACAGCCAUGAGAUCCUGGGCGUGCUGAAGGAGCUGGCCCUGGCCAUGGACAAGCUGCCAUCAUGGACCUUACCUGCGCAGAAGGACCUGCUGACGAUGCGGGACGAGGCCUAUGUCUGCCCUGAGCCGCUGGGGGUGGUGCUGAUCAUCGGGGCCUGGAAUUACCCCUUCGUCCUGGUCAUGCAGCCUUUGAUCGGUGCCAUCGCAGCAGGCAAUGCUGUGGUGGUGAAGCCGUCGGAGAUCUGCGAGAACACGGCUCAGCUGGUGUCUGAUCUCCUUCCCCAGUACCUUGACCAACUGUACCUCGUGGUGAGCAGGGGGGCAGCUGAAAUGACAAUGCUGCUGACCCAGAGAUUUGAUCACAUCCUCUACACCGGCAACUCCACAGCGGGCAAAAUCGUGAUGGCAGUGGCCGCCAAGCACCUGACGCCCGUCACCCUGGAGCUGGGCAGGAAGAGCCCCUGCUACAUCGACAAGGACUGUGUGUUGGAUGUGGUUCGCAGGUUGGGCUGUUACUGCGGGUGUCACGCAGGCUUUGUUGGCUGGGCUGUGGGGGCUGGGGACUACAUCCUCUGUGACCCUUCCAUCCAGAGCAAAGUGGUGGAGAACAUCAAGGUGACUCUGCAGGAAUUCUAUGGGGAAGACGUGAAGUCGUCUCCGGAUUACGAAAGGAUUGUCAACAAGCGUCACUUCAAGAGAAUCCUGGGCCUGCUGGACGGGCAGAAGAUCGCUCACGGGGGAGAGGCUGAUGAGGCUUCCUGCUUCAUAGCACCGACUAUCCUCACUGAUGUUUCUCCGGAGUCAAAGGUGAUGGAGGAGGAAAUCUUUGGACCGGUCCUCCCCAUUCUGACCGUGAAGAACGUGGACGAAGCCAUUGAGUUCAUCAACCGUCGGGAGAAGCCCCUUGCCCUGUACGUCUUCUCCAACAACAAGAAGCUGACCAGACGGGUGAUAUCGGAGACCUCCAGUGGCGGCAUGACAGCCAAUGACAUCUUCAAGCACUCUGUGGUUCCGGAUCUGCCCUUCGGCGGUGUGGGCAACAGCGGGAUAGGCACCUACCAUGGCAAGGUGACCUUCUCCCACCGCCGCGCCUGCUUGAUCAGGGACCUGAAGAUGGAGGUUGUGAACAAACUCCGGUACCCACCUGGCAGCCAGAAGAAGGUGGAUUGGGCCAAGUUCUUCCUCUUGAAGCGGUUUAACAAGGGCCAAAUUGGACUGGUCAUCUUCGCCCUGCUGGGGAUUGUGGCAGCGGUGGUGGCAAAGAUGGUGUCCCCUGGAUGAGAGGGGUGAUCAGCCGUCAGCAGCACACCGGACCUGUAACCCGCCACUCACUCCU
Molecule: messenger RNA, 1504 nt
Organism: Aptenodytes forsteri (emperor penguin)
Lineage: Eukaryota; Metazoa; Chordata; Aves; Sphenisciformes; Spheniscidae
Product: fatty aldehyde dehydrogenase-like
Biological process (GO): aldehyde metabolic process
Cellular component (GO): cytoplasm
Molecular function (GO): aldehyde dehydrogenase (NAD+) activity
Source: RefSeq, a predicted model, not a curated record